This is a messenger RNA of Cheilinus undulatus (humphead wrasse), 4832 nucleotides long. It is a transcript of the gene prkd3, whose product is annotated as protein kinase D3. Lineage: Eukaryota; Metazoa; Chordata; Actinopteri; Labriformes; Labridae. Gene Ontology annotation, biological process: protein phosphorylation. The record is from RefSeq and is a predicted model, not a curated record. Gene Ontology annotation, molecular function: protein serine/threonine kinase activity; ATP binding. Bases 727 to 3387 code for a protein of 886 amino acids. The transcript is spliced from 19 exons.
UUAUGCGGAGAUAAUAAAAAGACUCCAAGCCCCAGCGACGGUCGCUGCUCUUUUUCUCGUCGAGCAGGGGGAGUAGUCACAGCUGGAAGGAUAAUAAGAUGCGCAUGAAUUUACAAUCAGGAAUAAAAGAUAAGAGAAAAUAAAUGGACUGCUCGGUAAGCUUUCCUGUGCCUGUAUGUAAAAGUUAACUUAUUUGUUCGAGAAGGGAUACUCCUCAUCGCGACGCUUUUGUGUGUGACAGCCGUAAAGUGUGGAAUAAUAAACUUCAGACUCCGCUUUCCUCAGUUGAUGGAGUUACAAAGUUUCUUCAGUCUGCUCACAAUGGAAAGAAAAGCGCCCUUCGCUGACUGUGAAGGCUUCCUGUGGUCGGAGUGGAUCACUGACCUAAGAAAGGAGAAGGAGCACCACUACAGGCUAUGAAAUUUGUUGCAGUGAUUUUGCUGCAGAAGUCUGAGGAUUGUUUGGAGACAUUUUAUCCAUCAGCCAUCCAUCAGGAGAAUCAGUGUUUGUUGAGUGAGGUGGGCGGAUUGGCUGUUACCCUCUUAAUUCAUGAAAAGCUAUGUUGAUUUCAUUAAAAUAAACAGUGCUGACUCACUACCACUGAUGAAGACCAAAGAGCCCCCCUACCUAGCGUUCAUCUACAGAGAUCCCACUCUGUUUUUUUCCACCAGCCUUCACUAAAACCUCCUCUAUUCGGCAUUUCAAGUUGCUAUUGGAAGAAACCCAAUGUCUGCCUCCUCUCCCCCAUCCUUACCUCGAGCCUUCCUUCACUCUCUCCAUCCGCACCACCCAUCCUCGCCGAGCCCACCUGGACCGCUCUACACGCGGCUGUCUAACGGCAGUCACAGCGUCCCCAGUCCUACAAACUCCCGCGGCUCUUUCCAUGGGGUGUCUUUCCUGCUGCAGAUAGGACUGACCAGAGAGACGGUGAACCUGGAGGCCAGUGACCUGUCGCUGUCCUCUGUCAAGGACCUGGUGUGCUCCAUAGUGGACCAGAAGUUCCCUGAGUGCGGCUUCUUCGGCAUGUAUGACAAGAUCCUCCUGUUCCGCCAUGACUUAAGUGACGAGAACAUCCUGCAGAGGCUGACGUCAGCAGAGGACAUCCACGAAGGAGACCUCAUUGAAGUGGUGCUUUCUGCUCAAGCCACAGUUGAAGACUUCCAGAUACGACCUCAUGCUCUUUAUGUCCACUCAUACAAAGCCCCCACCUUCUGUGACUACUGCGGGGAGAUGCUAUGGGGUCUCGUCCGACAAGGGCUCAAAUGUGAAGGAUGUGGGUUAAACUACCACAAACGCUGCGCCUUUAAGAUCCCAAAUAACUGUACUGGCGUGAGGAAGAGAAGACUGUCAAAUGUUUCCCUGCCUGGACCCUCCCUCUCAGUCCCCAGACCGGCACCUGCAGAAAAUGCCGUGGUGGUCCUGGAUGAGCAGAGGUCCCAUCAGGAGGCAGGGAAGAGGAUCCUGUCCUGGAGCGGGAGGCCUAUCUGGAUGGAGAAGAUGGUGCUGGGGCGGGUCAAGGUGCCACACACCUUUGCCAUCCACACGUAUACUCGCCCCACAAUCUGCCAGUACUGCAAGCGUCUGCUCAAGGGGCUCUUUCGCCAGGGCAUGCAGUGCAAAGAUUGCAGAUUUAACUGCCACAAGCGAUGUGCUUCAAAGGUACCAAGAGACUGUUUGGGCGAGGUGGACUUCAAUGGAGAACCAGCCAGUCCUGGCCCAGACUCAGACACUACCAUGGAUACCAUGGAGGUGGACAGUAAUGACAUGGAUGGAGGCCGCGGACUAGACGACCCAGAGGAGCCCUCUACCCCUGAUGAGAGGAUGUUCGACCUGGAUUCCCCUUUCCUGGACAGAGAGAAGGAUGAAGAGCCCAUCAAGACUAUAAGUCCUUCCACAAGCAGCAACAUCCCUCUUAUGCGGGUGGUCCAGUCCAUCAAACACACCAAGAGACGAAGCUCCACUGUGGUAAAGGAGGGCUGGAUGGUCCAUUAUACGAGUAGGGACAACCUGCGGAAGAGACAUUACUGGAGGCUGGAUAGCAAGAGCCUGAGUCUGUUCCAGAAUGACACCGGGGCAAAGUUUUACAAAGAAAUUCCUCUCUCUGAGAUCCUCCAGGUUGAAAAGUCCAGAGACUUCAGUAAUCUGGCACAGGGUAGCAACCCACACUGCUUUGAGAUCAUCACCGCCACCAUGGUCUACUACGUAGGAGAGAACAACUGCAGUCACUACCACAGCCCGGCGCUCGCGGCCUCAGGGGUGGGCAUGGAGGUGGCUCAGGGCUGGGAGAAAGCCAUCAGACAGGCCCUGAUGCCCGUCACCCCUCAGCCCAGCGUGGCCAGUGCUGCCGGACAGGGCAAAGAUCAUAAAGAGCUGUCCAUAAGCAUAUCUGUGUCCAACAGCCAGAUACAGGAAAACGUGGAUAUCGCCUCAGUUUACCAAAUAUUCUCUGAUGAGGUUCUGGGAUCGGGCCAGUUUGGCAUCGUGUAUGGAGGGAAGCACAGAAAAAGUGGUAGAGAUGUGGCCAUCAAGGUUAUUGAUAAGAUGAGAUUUCCUACCAAGCAGGAGAGCCAGCUAAGGAAUGAGGUGGCCAUAUUACAGAAUCUGCAUCACCCAGGUAUUGUGAACUUGGAGUGCAUGUUUGAGACACCAGAGCGGGUGUUUGUGGUGAUGGAGAAGCUGCAUGGAGACAUGCUGGAGAUGAUUUUGUCCAGUGAGAAGAGCAAACUUCCUGAACGGAUCACCAAGUUUCUAGUCACACAGAUUUUGGUGGCCUUGAGACAUCUGCACUUCAAAAACAUCGUCCACUGUGACCUAAAGCCUGAGAAUGUUCUACUUGCAUCUGCAGAACCGUUCCCUCAGGUAAAGCUGUGUGACUUUGGCUUUGCCCGCAUCAUUGGUGAAAAGUCAUUUCGGCGGUCUGUUGUGGGAACCCCAGCUUACCUGGCUCCAGAGGUGCUCCGCAGUAAAGGCUACAACCGCUCCUUAGACAUGUGGUCAGUGGGAGUUAUUGUGUACGUCAGCCUGAGUGGGACCUUCCCUUUCAACGAGGACGAAGACAUUAACGACCAGAUCCAGAAUGCUGCCUUCAUGUACCCUCCUACGCCCUGGAAGGACAUCUCUGCAGAGGCCACAGAUCUGAUUAACAACCUUCUCCAAGUCAAGAUGAGGAAGAGGUACAGCGUGGAUAAGUGUCUCAGCCAUCCCUGGUUACAGGACUAUCAGACAUGGUUGGACCUCAGGGAGUUUGAGACAAGGCGAGGUGAGCGUUACAUCACUCAUGAGAGUGACGACGCACGCUGGGAGGAGUUCGCAGAUGAGCACAGUCUUGUUUACCCCAAACACUUCAUCAUGGCUCCUAACCUGGAUGACAUGGAAGAGGACCCCUAGUGGUACAGGACUUUUACAACACCACAUGUAUUAAAGACAAGGACUGUCACUGAAGCUUCGAGAGCCGAGGGUGUUCCAUCCCAAACUGUUUGUUUUGGAAACAGAGAGGGAAGCCGAUCAGGUGGGGGAUGACUCACUGGGGGCUUUAAAAGGAGAGGAAACCAGACAGAAACUGUAGCAUGAUCUACUGCGACAAGCAGCAUGCAGACGGAGGAUGGAGAUGUGUUCAACAGAGACGCAUUAAGAAACUGUCGGUGGAGAUCAGUGUGUCUUCUUUUUGCACAAUAUCGGAAACAUUCCAUGGAUUUGCUCAAGUUUGGUUCAUUUCUAAGAAAAAUCACCAACCAAAAUGUGCAAAGCAAACUUAGAUUAGAUAUAGUACACACAAUUUUGGUAAUAAUGAGACUAUUUUCUUAAAGUGUGAGAGUGGGUCAGAGAGAGAGAGAGAGAGAGAGCUUACCCAAGGAGUAAAGGGCACUUUUCACAAGGGAUUUACUGCCUGAUAAUAUAAAACACAAGAUUUCCUCUCAUUUCAGAAGUAUUUGUGAGACUGUCCUUUGGCAUGAAACUGGAACUUUCACAUAAACUUGUUUUGUUUUUAAUGUAUUUUGUAAAAAUUGUAGAUUUUUGCACUAUAUCACCAUUAAACACAUCAAUUGAAUAAACGCUAUUCGCUGCUGGAGAGAGAAAACACUUCUUUAUAAAAAAUCAGCCUGUAAAAUAUCCAUGCAGUGUUGUCUGCUUUAAAAUCUAACAUGCCAGAGAAAAGAUAUUUUGGAAAAACUUGUGGUUGGAGAAUAACCUGUUAAUGAUCGCCAAUAGGGCGCAGGAUUUUUUCAUAUUUCUCCUGAGCAGUUACCAGCAUGCUUUGACCAAUUAUCUUUAACCAAAAUUUUUUUGUUGUUUUUUUUUUUCUUUUAGUUUUAAUGAACUUGCAGGACACGCUAAAGACCAAACCUUUAAACUUAAAGUAAAUGCAAUAAGGAGCCAAUUUUUCUCUAUCUGUUGUGAAGCUAACUCAGCACGGACUCUAUGUUGAAGCUUCAUUCUUCUGUGCAUCUUUCUCUGUUUUCUUGAAUUAAUGUGACUUUCUUAGCACUCUGGUUCUGGAAUAUGUGUUACUGUUGAUCUUUACUUAUAUGAAGUUCUGCAUUCCCUGUCAUACCAAUUUUUGGUGACAAUGAACAAAUUAUUUUUGUCUUGUUUACUAUGUUGAUCGAACCAAAUCAACAGUCCAUUUGUCCAGACAGUAGGCCUUAAAAAAGACAAUUUGACUGGAUGGGAGUUAAAGUACUACACAUUUGUAGUUUUCUGUCGGUGUAUUUUGGGAGUACAUUCUGUUCCCUGUUGUCCUUUUCCUGUCUUUGUUGCCGCUGGAUUGGCAGGUGUCAGUGUUUUGUAUAUUUCAGUACAUACCAAUGGAAUAAAAACCAAACUUCCUAACU